CGUUCAUCCCUUCUAUCCCAGUCUCUCUCUUGUCUUCUGUCAACAUGGGCUUGCAAAAUGAAGAAAAGCUUGAGCUUGGAUGCACUGGCUUACAGCCAAAGCCAAAGAAAUGGGUUCUCUUGAUGGUAAGGGUGGUUGCAUUCUUGGCCACAGCAGCUGCAACACUUGUGAUGGCGCUCAACAAAGAAACCAAAACUCUUGUUGUUGCCACUGUUGGGAAUACCCCAAUAAAAGUCACCCUCACUGCCAAGUUUCAACACACCCCAGCAUUCGUGUUCUUUGUUAUAGCUAAUGGAAUGGCUAGUUUCCAUAACUUGGUGAUGAUUAUGGUGGAGCUUUGUGGUCAGAAGCUUGAUUACAAAGGAAUGCGCCUUGCCAUGGUCGCCAUUUUAGAUAUGAUGACAGUGGCUCUGGUAUCAGGAGGGGCUAGUGCUGCGACUUUCAUGGCUGAGCUAGGCAAGAACGGAAAUUCUCAUGCAAGGUGGGACAAGAUUUGUGACAAAUUUGAGACCUUUUGUGAUCAUGGUGGUGCUGCACUCAUUGCUUCCUCUGCCGGCCUUAUUCUCAUGAUGAUUAUUAGUGUCAUGUCGAUCAUGAAGCUUCUAAUUAAACCAAAAUCUGACAGCAGCUAGCAUUGUUGUCCCAUAUAAUGUAAGGACUAAGUGAAUCCAUUCACUUUGCACCCUUUUCUGCUCUGUGUAUUACUCUUGCAAAUAAUCAAGAAAGUUGCCUUUGAGCCGUCUUUGUUGCUA
Populus nigra (black poplar) is the source of this 752-nucleotide messenger RNA. Its product is annotated as CASP-like protein 1B1. The coding region runs from base 45 to 632 and encodes 195 amino acids. The record is from RefSeq and is a predicted model, not a curated record. The transcript is spliced from 3 exons. NCBI's taxonomy places the organism in Eukaryota, Viridiplantae, Streptophyta, Magnoliopsida, Malpighiales, Salicaceae.